Vombatus ursinus (common wombat) is the source of this 2227-nucleotide messenger RNA. RefSeq names its product E3 ubiquitin-protein ligase SH3RF3-like. Gene Ontology annotation, molecular function: protein binding; ubiquitin protein ligase activity; metal ion binding. Bases 8 to 2227 code for a protein of 739 amino acids. The transcript has 8 exons. Gene Ontology annotation, biological process: protein ubiquitination; positive regulation of JNK cascade; positive regulation of proteasomal ubiquitin-dependent protein catabolic process. The record is from RefSeq and is a predicted model, not a curated record. Lineage: Eukaryota; Metazoa; Chordata; Mammalia; Diprotodontia; Vombatidae.
GGACUCCAUGCUCCUAGGAGCGUCUUGGUUGUGCGCUUCCAAAGCCGCUGCAGCGCAGAGCGAAGGAGAAGAGGAAAGGCAAGGCGAGAGGAGGAGGAGGCGAGCAGCAGCAGCAGCAGGAGGAGAAGAGAUGGACGAGUCCUCCUUGCUGGAUUUGCUGGAGUGCUCGGUGUGCUUGGAACGUCUGGACACUACUGCCAAGGUACUCCCGUGCCAACAUACCUUCUGCCGCCGCUGUCUAGAAAGUAUCGUCUGCUCUCGCCACGAGCUGCGCUGCCCCGAGUGUCGCAUCCUGGUGGGCUGUGGGGUGGAUGAACUGCCCGCCAACAUCCUGCUCGUCAGGUUGCUGGAUGGCAUCCGCCAGAGACCCCGAGGCAGCGGCGGGGGAGGUGGGAGCAGCAGCUGCAGCAGCAACGGGAAUAGCCCCACGGCCAGGGGUCAUGGUCCUACCCCAGCUGGAGGGGGUGGAGGAGGUGGAGGUAAUGCCCCGGGUUCCCCAGCCUAUCACCCAGCCGCCGCCGCAGCCGCUGCCACGAUCUCCGGGGGCACCAGCGCCGCCGCCAGUCUUCGAGAGCUGGCAGCAGCCAGCAGGAGCGCCCUCCUGGGAAAGAAUAUUUCCCAACUUCCUUGUGGCAAAGCCCUCUAUAGCUAUGAGGGGAAAGAACCUGGUGAUCUCAAGUUUAACAAGGGAGACAUCAUCAUCCUUCGUCGAAAGGUGGAUGAGAACUGGUACCAUGGGGAGCUGAAUGGAAACCAUGGCUUCUUCCCUGCCAGCUAUAUUCAGUGCAUCAAGCCCUUACCACAAGCCCCACCCCAGGGCAAAGCACUUUAUGACUUUGAGAUAAAGGAUAAAGAUCAGGACAAGGACUGUUUAACUUUCACCAAGCUCAACGAAUCCGCCAAACAGCUUAUUGAGAUGGACAAGACAUGCUUAGCUGCUGCAUCUGGCUGCGAUGUCUCCCUGCCAUCUGACACCAACAUGGCAGGCAAUCUGGCCCAGUGUUCUACCUUAAGCAGCUCGGGAGCAGUCAGUGCCAUUCAGCGGCGUAUUGAUGGCAAGAAGAAUGCCAAGAAACGCCACUCCUUCACUGCCCUCAGUAUGACGCACAAAUCCUCCCAGGCUAUGAGCAAUAGGCAUUCCAUGGAAAUUAGUGCUCCUGUUUUGAUCAGCUCUAGUGAUCCCCGGGCUGCUACCAGAAUUGGAGAGUUGACUCACCUUUCAUCCAGUGCUCCAGCCCAGGACUCUUCUUCAGCUGGAUCUGCUACGGUGGCUGGGCCCCGGACAAGUGCAGUUGUUGGAGAACAGGGAACAUCCCCAAAGGUCCAGCUGCCCCUCAAUAUAUACCUAGCACUUUAUGCAUAUAAGCCACAGAAGAAUGAUGAGUUGGAACUACGUAAGGGGGAGAUGUACCGAGUCAUUGAGAAGUGUCAAGAUGGCUGGUUCAAGGGAACAUCCCUGAGAACUGGGAUCUCUGGAGUCUUCCCAGGAAACUACGUGACUCCUGUCUCCAGGGUUCCUAUAGGAGGAGCUGGGCAGCCUCGGAAUAAUAUUCCUGGAGGGUCUCCGCUGGCUAAAGGGAUGGCAGGAGCUGCUCUUCCAGGAGGUGGAAGCCUGACCAACCCAGCCACUACUGUCAGACCCAUUGUUCCACUCACUGCACCUCAGACCCAUCCCCAGCACCAGGCAGCUUCUCCUCCUUUGAGCAAUUGUCUGAGGCAUUCAGCUCAGCAGGCAGCCAGUCAGUCUCGAAGUGCCAUGCAGAUAGCUGCCCACCCUUCUGCUCAGUCUCAAGACCGUCCCACUGCGACAGUAUCACCUCUACGUACCCAAAGCUCUCCAUCCCGCCUGCCAGCUACGGGGAUCAGGCCACACACCAUCGUAUCUCCACAGCACCUCCACCAAUCCUCAAUUCAGGUCGUCUCUGGAGCACAGUGCCCCAGGCCUGUCAUCCCUUUGACAUCAGCAGCCUCGGCCAUCACACCUCCCAAUGUCAGUGCAGCCAACCUGAAUGGAGACAUGGGCAGUGGGCCCAUCGGUAGCUUGAUGACUUCCAGCCCAACCAACACAGCCUGCAAAACAGAGGAGAAAAAGAAUGAAAAGCUGGCAUGGAAGCUGGGCCUGCACAAAGAUACUCACAGCCAGCCCUGCCUUCCACAAGAUGUGCUUGCUCUCUUCCCCCAUCAGCAGCAAUCAGCUCUGCUGAUUCAAGACAAUGCUAGAAAUUAA